Molecule: messenger RNA, 3485 nt
Organism: Rhinichthys klamathensis goyatoka
Lineage: Eukaryota; Metazoa; Chordata; Actinopteri; Cypriniformes; Leuciscidae
Product: coiled-coil domain-containing protein 178
Exons: 18
Coding region: 1-2544 (847 amino acids)
Source: RefSeq, a predicted model, not a curated record
AUGCGAGAUCUUCUUGAUCUCUGUGAUCAAAGUCAGUUCUGUGUUUCAGAGCAGGGAAAGCUGCAGACGGUUUGCUCCAGUAGGCGUCGCAGCUGUGCUCUGGUUAACACUCCAACACCAUGUGUGAACAAAGCAGUUUGUCACAUCCAGGAACUGCAGACCAAACUGGAAAAUUGGGGCCAGAAGGGUGAUAAUGCUCAGCAUGAAACUGCACAUGAAAACAACCACAGCAUCAUUUGGAAAUGUGUUUCUACUGAAAGCAAAAAUGCCAUAGGAAGCACAAAGCUGCAUAUUGAAGGCAUGGGGCUUUGUGUACAAGAUAGUGAGGUGUUGACUUCCCUCUGGAUGGAGGCCGCAGAUGUCCUGAUGGAGGUGAUGAGUUUGAUCGAGCGUCUUGAGUUGGAUCGGAGAGAUGCAGAGAAGGCUCUACAGGAAGAAAAGGAGAAAGCAAAGAAACUUUUGGAGAAACUGGAAAGUCUCUGUGUCUGGAAGCAGAAUGAGUUUCCCGUUGUAAUGCAGAAAGAGCGUGAAGCCUGCAGCACAGACAUCGCUGAGCUGACGUGGCAACUGAAGAUGAGGAGAGAUCAGCUGCCGCAGGUGAGAGACAGGCUGACCAACACAGAGGUGCUGAACCGACGUCUGAAGGAGGAAAUCGAUUUCAUGAGGAAACACGGCCCGCUCGUGAACGAGAGACUCCAGCUGGAGACUGAAAUCAUGAAGCAUAUCCGAACAGCACAAAGUGAGGCCAUUGAGACUUUUUCAAACAUCUCCCACAAGCUAAAGAGUCUUCAGCAGGACCUUAAAAAGGAGGAAUUCAAAGCAGACAUUGAGAAUGAAGAAAUGAACAAAGAAAUUGAAACGAUCCGAAAUCAACUAAGUGACAAACUGAGUGAUUUACGCCAGCUGCGGUCACAGUGUGAGGUGUUUCACAGAAAAAUUAAAGAGUCAGUAGAAAAACUAACAUUGAGAGACGGCCAGAUCGAAGCCUUGGUGAAAGAGACGCACCAGUUCGAGAGGAAGGAAACAGGCGUAAAUGAUGAAGUCAGAACAUUAAAAGCAGAAAUCGAUGAAAAAGAAGAGAUAUUGAUGAUAAAGAAUAAGGAAGUAAUGCAGCUUCAAAACCAAAUACAAACAUCCAAACUUGAAGGUGAUGAAAAGGUGUCUGAAUUGAAUGCAAUCUCAAGCCAAAAGCAACAUGACUUAUCAACCCUUCGAGACAAAAACAAAGAGCAAACCUUGGAAAUGGAAGACUACAAGAGAAAGACCUGCCAAAGCAAACAGGCAGUGAAACAGUUACUGAUGGAUCACGAGCUCAUCCUGCUUAAGAUCAGUGUGAGUGAGAAGCAGUGGAAACCACUCAAAGACGAACUUGACAGUGUGUCCGCCGAACAUUCAGACACCAAAGCCAAGCUGGACCAGCUGGAGCGCCAAACAUUUCUGGAGGAGUUGAGGAACAGGAAACAGGUAGACAAAAUGAAGACCCUGGUAAUGACUGAAAUGACCACAAUAGAUAUUCUCCAGCGAAAUAUGGACACAGAGGCAGCUGAAUAUAAUCGUGAACAAACAGACUGUGAGAGGGUGAAAGAGGAACUGCAGAAAAAGUAUGAAGGUGCUUUAUCUACAAACUCUCAGCUAGAGACAGAGGUGGAGCAACUGAGACAGACAUAUAUAGAGAAAUCUGAGACAAUUGAAAAGUUAAAAGCAAAACUCAAUGACCUACAAACUGCACACAGAAGCCUCUCUGAUGAUUUUGAAGAAAAAAAGAAACACCAGCAGGAAUGUUUGGAUUCUGUGAAGGAAAAACUUAGUGUGGUCUUAUUGAGGUACGAGGAGAUUUCAAAUCGGAUCAAGGAGCUCGACCUGAAGUCUAAGGAGUUAAAUGAAGAAUUAGACAUGAUGGAGCAAACCAUCAGCACUAUGCCAGACGUUAUAGAGGAGCUACAGUGUUUGUCAAACACUUUGGCAUUCAAACAUGGGACAGCCACAGUAGUGAUGGGUAACGUGAAAAGGGAUACAGCGUCCUGUGAACAGAGGAAGUCUCAACACGCACAGAUUCAUUCAGCGCUGUUCACUCAACGCCAGGCUGUCAUGAAGGACACAGAGGUUCAUCUACAGAAAUUGCUACAAGACAAUCUGAAGUUAGCGCAAGAGUACCGAGAACUGCAGAGAGCUCUAACGAUAGCCAGACAAGAAGCCGUUUGUGUUUUUGAAAGAAGAAACAGAGCAGAGGCCUACGUCCAAGAUCACAAGCAGCUUUCUUUGUUGCAGAAGAGGAUGCACAAAGCCAUACUAAAAUACUUCAAACACCGCAGCGUCUACAGCCAGGCAGAGCUGGCCCGCUUCCAGACCCUCUCCAACCAGAACAACCAGAAAAUGAAAGCCCUCCAGGAGGAGUUGUCAAACUCAAUCCGGCGCCUCUCUGAGUUCCUGCUCUCGCUGACAGAUGACUCAACUACCAGCCAUGUCCCGCAGCCAGCAAACAGACCCAUCGCAGAUGCCGACGGAUCGAGCAGGAAGAUGCCUACAGUUCAGAUAGCGGAGUAAUUGGACCCUCACCUGCGCCAGACAACUUACUUAAACCCCCAGCAUGCUUCACUCUCUCUCGUCCGACGCUCACGGCCCAAUCCAUAACAAUGAAGCAGGUGACUUUCAUGCUACUGUCAGGAAUGAUCUAAUUUUAGCGGGGUGAAUGAUUGCAAUUGGCUUUGCCUCAUCAGAUAAUUAAUCUAUGUCACCAUUAAUUGGAAAAGAGAAUAAUUAGGGGGCUGUGUUGACAGAAAUUCUACGCUUCUCUAGAUUCUUGGAUCUAAUUACACCUACUUAAACCCCUCUGACCUUAACUAGCGGAUAGUAUACCUGCGUAACCCUAACCAGGCUCGGGUUGGUCUCGACCGCCUCUCGCACUGCGUCCUUUGUCGUUUUUUUCCCCUCCUUUUUGGCUUGUUUAUCCUCUCUUUUCCUGUCUCCUCAGAGAGCUGUCUCCCUCAAUCACUUUUCAAUAUUCAAUCUUAAUUUUGUGGAAGUUUAGCAUUUUCAAUGAGCUGGAGAUGAAUGAUUAAUGAAUAAAUUUGAAUGCUUCAUUUUGUCCAUGGAUCAUUAGUCAAGUCCUUUGUGGGAAGGACCUGCGAAAAAAAAAAAGAGGGAAAAUUAUUGAGACAUUAGCCUGAAGCAAUCCAGGGGUAAAUAGUAUGCACAGAGGGAUGUUGUGUGAACGCUACCCACUGGCAUUCUGCACAACCCCACGGAAACGCAAGCCUUCUAAUUUACCCCGCUUCACAAGACUGAUGUGCUCUAUCGACAAAUAGGUUUCAUUUACAAAAAUGAGUUUUCAUUUUGAUGUUUUGGUGUAUGCGGCUUUUUACUUUUUUUUUUAGUUCUUUAUUAUUAUUUUUUUAUCCUUGUGUUAUGUGCCUCCUCUGGUGAGAUGUAAAAAAAAAAAAAACUAUUAAUGUAAUGUCAGUUACAACUGACCGAAAAUCUUAUAG